ACUAAAACAAUUUAACUUCAUGCCCAAAACUACAACUAAACCUUCUAAAAGAUUACAUUUUUGUUGGAAAAAUUUUAAACUAAAUAUUAAAAGAAAAACAAAACCACAGCCAUAAGAGUUUCCAAGAAUCCACAAUAUUUUUCAUCGGCGUCUGGAAUUUCUCCGCCAGAGGCCGCAUUAGAUAUCUCUUCCCCAUCACCCUCCUCCACGCAUCGACAUCGUCAACCAUGGCCUCUAUCCCUCCGCUUCUAGACCCAUUAUCUCUCUCUCAAUUCCGUUCCGCCACCGUCUUCCACCAUCAUCCGCUUUCUCCAAUCUCACCCCCUCCAUCAUUUAUCUAUACUCUCCCAUCUUCUCGCCUCCUUCCAGUUUCUCGCAGACCCACUUUCACCGUCGCCGGAGCAGCUACCUUGACCGGUAAUUCCGUACCGCCAAGAAAUGGAGUCUUAAUUGUGGGCGAUUUCAUGACUACAAAAGAGGAGUUACAUGUCGUUAAGCCCACAACAACAGUAGACGAAGCUUUAGAAGCUCUUGUAGAACACAGAAUCACCGGAUUUCCUGUAAUUGAUGAUAACUGGAAAUUGGUUGGAUUGGUUUCAGAUUAUGACUUAUUAGCACUGGACUCUGUAUCAGGCCCUGCCCGACCUGAUACGGGCAUGUUCCCGGAAGUUGAUAGCACCUGGAAGACAUUUAAUGAAGUACAAAAUUUGCUAAGCAAAACUGAUGGGAAGUUGGUUGGUGAUUUAAUGACUCCUGCGCCAUUAGUAGUUCGUGAAAAUACUAAUCUUGAAGAUGCUGCCAGAUUGUUACUUGAAACCAAAUAUCGCCGCCUUCCCGUUGUAGAUGGGGAGGGAAAGCUGAUCUACUAUACUAUACUUAUCCAAUUGAGAUCAUGA
Molecule: messenger RNA, 896 nt
Organism: Lactuca saligna
Lineage: Eukaryota; Viridiplantae; Streptophyta; Magnoliopsida; Asterales; Asteraceae
Source: the annotation of a GenBank genome assembly